UGCCCCGCGCGUUUUCUUCCUUCCCUUCUUCCUUCCUGCAGCCUCGGCCCUUCUGCCGUUAAAAAGGAAGAUGAGAAGCCGCGGCAGCAGCCCGCUGACACCGACACCGAACCGGGACCGAGUCUGACUUCCAGCGGAAUGGCGGCGGAGUGGCUGCCAACGGACCGACGCCCCGGCGCAGCCGCUGUUUCCCGGCCUUGAACCCGUCGCGAGCGCCGCUGGAGUCCCGGAGCUGCGGAGCCUGCCGGGCCGGGCCGGGCCGAACUGAGCCGUGCUGAGCCGUGCUAACCGUAUCCCGCCCGCCGUGCUAACGAUGCCCAGCUAACGUUAUAGCGGCAGGACUGAAGUUAGACAGCACCAUACCCUGAAACCAGACCCGAUCUCCCGCUGUCCCCCCUUCAGCAUGGAGCGCUCCGGCAGCAUCCAGCUGGACAUCCCCGACUUCAGCAACUCGGUGCUGUCCCACCUGAACCAGCUGCGCGUGCAGGGCCGGCUCUGUGACAUCGUGGUCAACGUGCAGGGCCACAGCUUCCGGGCGCACAAAGUGGUGCUGGCGGCCAGCUCCCCGUACUUCCGGGACCACAUGUCUCUGGGCCAGAUGAGCACGGUGUCCCUGACGGUGAUCCGCAGCCCGCCGGUGUUCGAGCAGCUGUUGGGCUUCUGCUACACGGGCCGCCUCUGCCUGCAGCUCGCCGACAUCAUCAGCUACCUGACCGCCGCCAGCUUCCUGCAGAUGCAGCACAUCAUCGACCGCUGCACGCAGAUCCUGGAGGGCAUCCACCUGAAGAUCAGCCUGGCCGACCUGGAGGCGGAGCCAAGGAACGAGGAGGGGGGGCCGCCGCCAAGGGGAGCCAGCUCGCGGAGCGGCAGGACUCUGGAGGCCGUGGUGCGAGCCGGCGGCCUGCGGCUGCUCGGCGCCCGGGGGUCCACGGAGGCGUGCGAGGCGGUCAGCCCCGCCGAGGAGCCUCUGAGCCCGGCGCCGCUGCCGCUGGAGGGGCCCGGCGCCGCGUCCAGCAGCCGGGGGGGCCGAGAGCCGAUCCUGCGCAUCAACCGGGCCGGCCAGUGGUACGUGGAGACCAGCGGCGAGCCGGAGACCAGCGGCAGCGCCGAGGACGGCGAGCGGGUCCGGAUCAAGACGGAGAGGAUGGAGGAGUGGAUCGGAGCGGGGGGGCACCAGGGGGAGGAGGGGGGGCCGGAGGAGGAGGAGGAGGAGGGGGGCACCAUGGUGAUCGACACGUCGGGACGCAGCACGCUGCUGGCGGCGCCCGGCGGAGCGGCGGCGAGCCGCAGCGCUCAGCCGUCCUCCAGCUUCAGCGAGACGGACCGGUUCAGUCCCAGCGGCAGCGUGGUCGUCCUGUCAGAGCGCCAGAGAGCCAAAAGCGAGUCUCCGAGCCGGGCGGACGACCUGCGGCAGCCAAACUCACAGGGGGAGGAGCACGCAGCGCUGGAUAUGGGCGGCUACGAGGACUACCUGCGGGAGCAGGUGGGCGACCGCUGGUUCCGCUACAACCCGCGGCUCACCUGCAUCUACUGCUGCAAGUCCUUCAACCAGAAGGGCAGCCUGGACCGCCACAUGCGCCUGCACAUGGGCAUCACGCCGUUCGUCUGCCGCAUCUGUGGGAAGAAGUACACGCGCAAAGACCAGCUGGAGUACCACAUCAGGAAGCACACGGGCAACAAGCCCUUCCACUGCCACGUCUGUGGGAAGAGCUUCCCCUUCCAGGCCAUCCUGAACCAGCACUUCCGUAAGAACCACCCAGGCUGCGCCCCCCAGGAGGCCCACAGCGCGUCCCCCGAGACCACCACCGCCUCCGUCACGUCCCGGGGCGGCCCCAGCGACGACGCCUCGCCCAGCCAGGACGAGCCCGAAGGCAGCGGGGGGGGCCCGUACGGCGAGGGGCCCCAGGCGUCCGUCUCCACCACAGGGCCUGACUGACCCCUGAGGGGCCCCCAGGCGUCCGUCUCCACCACAGGGCCCGACUGACCCCCGAGGGGCCCCCCCAGACGCCUCGGGGUCUGAACUGAGACGUUUCUGGGCUUUAAACCACAUCUACCUUCACUAACCAAACGGACAGAUUAAGCUAAAAUGAAGAAACGCCACACACUCCAACAACCUCACGCACCUCCGGCCACUUUAUGUUACAGAUUUCUACUUUUAUAUUCCAGGUUUUACAGAUGUUACAGGUUUUACAGAUGUUACAGACAGGGCUGGGUCUAAGAAAAUCCAUUCUCUGAUUCCCAUCGGUCUCCGUUUGAAUGAUCCGAUAGAGAGAGAGGGACUAAAACAGAAGCUCUUGUACCAUUUGAAGCUGGCAGUUUUCUUUAAAGUUUUUGUCCUUUUUUUCCAACUUUUUAUUUUCCUUUUUCCAUGUUUUAAGCCCUGAGUUGGAUCUUUUAAUCUAGAUGUUGGUAUAUCUGAAACUAGACGAUCUAAGGAUCCACGUCAGGAUGAACAACGCUCCAAAGUUAGGAGACAUGUUGAAGAGGGAGAAUACAGAAGCACUCGGUCUCUUUGUGUUUUUUUGACGUGUUUGUGUCCAACAGACGUUGGCCUCGGCGUCUGAACUGAGACGUUUGUCGGCUUUAAACCUUAACUAAUCAAACGGAUCAGAUUCACACUCCAACAACCUCACGCAAAUUAGGAGAUAAUGUGGUGAUUUUUGGCGAGCCAGCCUUUUAAAGAAAAAAAGCAAGAUGAAAACGGAGGAGAAACCAGCAGGACGUGCAACCCCGAUGUUUGGUAGAAAACAACAGAAAACAAACAAACAAUGCAAGUUAAUAUUUUGGCCGGUAAAGAAAUCUGUUUGGUCGGCAAAUUUUAACCAACUUGGCCGGUGAGUCAACAGGUUAAUGUCAGACCCUGUCUGCAACUAACGUUUAGUUUCAUUUAGGGGUGUUAACGCUCAUUUAACACAAUCAGUUCCAUUUAAAUCACAGAAGAAAAGAUACUAAAAUAUGAUUUAUCUUCCAGACAUUUAACUGAAAACACAGUAUUCUUUUUUUAGUAAAAAGAAGAAAUAUAAAGACAGAAUUUAAAAAAAUAAGACUCAUCUUAAAGAUGGCAAUAUGUACUGUAUAUGUUUGGUCACUCCAACAACCUCAUGCACCUCAGCAGACUUUUUUACGGUUUGUAAUUUUUUUAUCUUUUGCGACUGUUGGACGUUUUUGUUGCUUUUCUUGUUGGAGAAUCUCUUCCAUAUUCCAUAAGUUCUACAGCUGGUAUAGUAACUCAAAUACAUCCCUGAUCCAGUGGAUCUGAAACAGAGUCGUGCUGUUAUGAAUCUGAAAGAAUGGAUACCCAGCCCUGAACAGGUUUUAGGUUCACGUGCAGCAAUCAACAGUUUGCCAAACUCCUCAGUGCCAGUUUCAACAUUUCAACAGUUUUAAUGAUUCAUAUUUGCCUCGAGACAAUCCGGAGCGGCUCGGUUUCUAAUAAUAAUAAUAAUUAUAAUAAUAAUCCUGCGCGCUCUUUAAACGCCACGUGGGCUUUAAAAACAUUUGGUUGCACAAAAACGUCAGAGAGAAGAAAACGGCUUUACGGCUGUUAAAGUUCAGUUCUGGUGUGAUCAGAGUUUCUCAUCUUUUGUGACGUUAAAACUAAUUUCUUUCCUUUUUAAAUAUCGUAGUCCUGAUUGCAGAGAGCGUCUUUAUGUCUGCAACCAGGGUCCGAAAUUAACUCUCGCCAGGCGCCAAAUCUCCCGUUUGAGGGUUAUUGGCCACAUGGUGGGUAAAUGUUUUUGCCAAAAUAGUUGUUUUUCAGUCUGUAUUUUGGGGAAGCUGCAGAUAGUUUCUUCUGUUUCUCUGCUAUCAGAGCGACAGCCAGGCAGACAGACAGACAGACAGACAGGCAGGCAGGCAGGCAGACAGACAGACAGACAGACAGACAGACAGACAGACAGACAGACAGACAAACACUGAACGCCAGCCCCUGUGUCACUUCUGUUUCCUGUUAGCUGGCGUUUAGCUCGGGCUAAUAAAUUAGGGAAGAAUGUGGUGAUUUUUGGCGAGCCAGCCAGCCUUUUAAAAGAAAAAAAGCAGGAUGAAAACGGAGGAUAAACCAGCAGGACUUGCAUCCCCGAUGUUUGGUAGAAAACAACAAAAAACAAACCAAAUUUUGGCCGGUAAAAAAAUCUGUUUGGCCGGCGAAUUUUAACCAACUCUGCCGGUGAGUCAACAUGUUAAUGUCUGACCCUGUCUGCAACUAACGUUUAGUUUCAUUUAGGGGUGUUUUCAUUAUGAUACAAUAUAAAGUGUGACACAAUACAAGACUAUAUCGUUAACGCUCCUUUAACUCAAUCAGUUCCAUUUAAAUCACAGAAAAAACAUACUAAAAUAUGAUUUAUCUUCCAGACAUUUAACUGAAAACACAGUAUUCUUUUUUUAAUAAAAAGAAUAAAUAUAAAGAUGGAAUUUCAAAAAUAAGACUCAUCUUAAAGAUGGCAAUAUGUACUGUAUAUGUUUGGUCUCUAAAAUGUGGAUCAGUGUUUCCCAAAAAGCCCUCAUGAUGACGUCCUCAAA
Molecule: messenger RNA, 4518 nt
Organism: Perca fluviatilis (European perch)
Lineage: Eukaryota; Metazoa; Chordata; Actinopteri; Perciformes; Percidae
Gene: zbtb37
Product: zinc finger and BTB domain containing 37
Exons: 6
Coding region: 404-1936 (510 amino acids)
Biological process (GO): regulation of transcription by RNA polymerase II
Molecular function (GO): DNA-binding transcription factor activity, RNA polymerase II-specific; RNA polymerase II cis-regulatory region sequence-specific DNA binding; protein binding
Source: RefSeq, a predicted model, not a curated record